GGUUUUAAGUUUUUAAGCAAUUGAUCAAAUACAUCAUUGCUGUCGCUACAAAACCUCUCCUUUUUUACAUCACCUUUUACAUUACAAAAUGUCAGGAUGAAUGGACCGACAGAAGUGCUCCACAAUUACUUGGAACAAAUAAUUUCUCCAUUUACUACCAUUAAAAGUUAGUCAUGUAUUUUUUUCUCCUAUAAAGUCCACCACUUUUGGUGAAUUUCUUUUUUUGGUGUCUUCUUGCCAGCUGUUAUGUAACAAAACUGUUUUUCUUUUCUGUAAUUUUGACUACACUGAGAACCAGAUACUCUUCACAAAUGAACAUACCAGCAGUGCAAGGCAUUACAUAACAAUGUUUACUGCAGAAACCUUGAGGGUGUGUCCUGCAGUCGCAGGGGUGGUUGGUGUGGACUUUGUGUUAGUGCAGUGAGUGCAGUAGAUCACAUAGAGAACUGGAGAAUAGUCGAUUGUGAGAGAAAAUGGGAAAGGGCGGAAACACUACAAUGACAGAAGUGACGAAAAUUCCACACGUUGGCUGUAAAAACUCAUUCUGCUAUAGCAGUUUACACUUCUCCAUGGCACAUAAGCAACGCAUGCUGUGGUGCACGUUCCAUGAGAGAUCUCUGGUUAGAGGAGCCUGUGAGAAAACCCUGAGUGACCUAAAGCUGGACUAUCUGGAUCUCUACCUGAUUCAUAACCCUAUGGGCUUUAAGCCUGGAGAAGAACUUUUCCCGCUUGAUGCUGAGGGCAAAGUGAUUCCAGACAACAGCACCUUUCUGGAGACAUGGGAGUUUUAUCAUAAAGGAAAUGGAGAAGCUGGUGGACGCUGGGCUGGUCAAGGCCAUCGGUAUCUCCAACUUCAACCGAAGCCAGAUUGAAGCCAUCCUGAACAAGCCAGGCCUCAAGUACAAACCUGUCACCAACCAGAUUGAGUGCCAUCCCUACCUGACGCAGGAGAAGCUGAUCGACUUCUGUCACUCUAAGGGCAUCACAGUGACUGCGUACAGCCCUCUGGGGUGCCAUGACAGACCAUGGGCAAAGCGACGUGACCCGUCCAUACUGAAGGACCCAAAGAUCAGAGCCAUCGCUGAUAAAUAUAAGAAAACAGCAGCGCAGAUCCUAAUCCGGUUCCACAUUGAGAGGAAUGUUGCAGUUAUUCCCAAAUCUGUCAAGCCGGAAAGAAUCAAAGAAAAUUUCCAGGUCUUUGAUUUUAAGCUGAGUACAGAAGAUAUGAACACCAUUAUGAGCUUCAACAGGAACUGGAGAAUAAUCUUACUAGACUUGGCUACUAACCACAAGGACUACCCACUGAACGCAGAGUACUGAGCUCCUCACCUGCACGGCCUGAAUGUUCAUUCUGUGCUGAUAUCAAGUGCAAAUAUUAUUUAAACUAAGAAAUAAUUUGGUGCUCAUUGUGUUUUGAUAAAUACUUAUUCCUGAAAUGAUGAUUAAUUAACAAGGACUGAAAUAAAUUUCUGUGUGAAACUUCAA
This is a messenger RNA of Colossoma macropomum (tambaqui), 1485 nucleotides long. Its product is annotated as aldo-keto reductase family 1 member B1-like. Gene Ontology annotation, molecular function: aldose reductase (NADPH) activity. The coding region runs from base 802 to 1320 and encodes 172 amino acids. Gene Ontology annotation, cellular component: cytosol. The record is from RefSeq and is a predicted model, not a curated record. NCBI's taxonomy places the organism in Eukaryota, Metazoa, Chordata, Actinopteri, Characiformes, Serrasalmidae. The transcript is spliced from 9 exons.